UGGUGGUCAAUUGUAAUUAACCUUUAAUUUACGUUUGAACUCUAUCCUAUGGCAAGGGAGACCUGUUGGGAAUGCGGGGUUUUGGGUGGGGUACACCACUGGGAGAAUUAUGCCCUACAACUCUCCUACAAUAUUGACUUCAAGAAACUUGGCUUUCAAUAGUAAGAUAUUAAGCAGGAUCAGGAUAUGUACAUCAGAAAUUUUGUUCAUCAGUAUGAAGUGGUUGAUAAGCUCACUCCAGUGUGUGCUGCUUCUGAUGUAUGCAGAUUCUUUAGAGGUUGGAGAUUUUUGCUCAUCAAAUGAUCAGUGUGGUGACUUGAAAGAAUGUCGUUUUGGAAGGUGCACUUGCAGCGCUAAUGCCAAUAUGAUACCAGUUUUUAGUAGUAUAUCAACCCAGAGUGGAACAAUAUGUUCAGGUAUAGUUUGA
Messenger RNA from Macrobrachium nipponense, 427 nucleotides. RefSeq lists its product as uncharacterized. The record is from RefSeq and is a predicted model, not a curated record. Lineage: Eukaryota; Metazoa; Arthropoda; Malacostraca; Decapoda; Palaemonidae. The coding region runs from base 110 to 427 and encodes 105 amino acids. The transcript has 3 exons.